Auxenochlorella protothecoides is the source of this 384-nucleotide messenger RNA. RefSeq lists its product as hypothetical. The record is from RefSeq and is a predicted model, not a curated record. The coding region runs from base 1 to 384 and encodes 127 amino acids. Lineage: Eukaryota; Viridiplantae; Chlorophyta; Trebouxiophyceae; Chlorellales; Chlorellaceae. The transcript is spliced from 3 exons.
AUGCGCCAAUACUUCCACGUCCCAUGCAUCGCCGUAGAGCUGUCUGACAGGGUCGGCAGGGUAGCUCAGACCAACAAUGUGGUGUUGGGGACUGGUGACGAGUCGGAGUGGCGAGAACUGGAUGCUCAGGUGAAUGCAUACCCCGCUGAUCGAACCUUCAAGGCUAUUGGCUCUGGCGGCGACGACUUCGUGGCCUCCAUGACCAGCUGCGUGGAGCGGGUGGUUGGCGUGCGGCUGCCCUCCUCCCGGGUCACCCACCGCCUCUCGGCGGGGGGCAAGUACGUUAGCGUGACCAUCGGGCCUGUCCUCGUGGAGACGCCAGACCAGGUACUCGCGAUCUUCAACGGAAUGAAGGCAGAUGGGCGACUGAAAUUUUACAUCUGA